This is a messenger RNA of Manis javanica (Malayan pangolin), 11412 nucleotides long. It is a transcript of the gene SH3PXD2A, whose product is annotated as SH3 and PX domains 2A. Gene Ontology annotation, biological process: superoxide anion generation. Gene Ontology annotation, molecular function: protein binding; phosphatidylinositol binding; superoxide-generating NADPH oxidase activator activity. Gene Ontology annotation, cellular component: cytoplasm. The record is from RefSeq and is a predicted model, not a curated record. NCBI's taxonomy places the organism in Eukaryota, Metazoa, Chordata, Mammalia, Pholidota, Manidae.
CGAGCCGGAGAGCGGCGGCGGCGGCGGCGCGGAGGGAAGGGGCGCGCGGCAGGCCCACGGGGAGCCGUCCCGCGCGCGCGGAGCCCGCGUGCCCUCCGGGGCCGUCCCCGCCCCGGGGCCGAACCUGUGGGGGCGCCGGGAGCCCGGGCAGCAGCGCGCCGGGCCGAAGUGGCGGGUGGCCCCGGGGACCCGGGAGGCGGGGGAAGGAGCCAGAGCCGUCCGGGAUGAGGUGACGCCGCCGAGGGGCGCCACUCGCUCUGUGGGGGAAGAUGCUGGCCUACUGCGUGCAAGAUGCCACCGUGGUGGACGUGGAGAAGCGGAGGAACCCCUCUAAGCACUAUGUAUACAUCAUCAAUGUGACCUGGUCUGACUCCACGUCCCAGACCAUUUACCGGAGAUACAGCAAGUUCUUUGACCUGCAGAUGCAGCUUUUGGAUAAGUUUCCCAUUGAAGGUGGCCAGAAAGACCCCAAGCAGAGAAUCAUCCCCUUCCUCCCAGGCAAAAUCCUCUUCCGGAGAAGCCACAUCCGGGACGUGGCGGUGAGGAGGCUGAAGCCCAUCGAUGAGUACUGCCGGGCACUUGUCCGACUGCCUCCCCACAUUUCACAGUGUGAUGAAGUCUUUCAGUUCUUUGAGGCCCGACCAGAGGAUAUCAACCCCCCAAAAGAGGACUACGGCAGCUCCAAGAGGAAAUCAGUGUGGCUCUCCAGCUGGGCUGAGUCUCCCAAGAAGGACGUGACAGGUGCCGACACCAACACCGAGCCCAUGAUCCUGGAACAGUACGUGGUGGUGUCCAACUAUAAGAAGCAGGAGAACUCGGAGCUGAGCCUCCAGGCCGGAGAGGUGGUGGACGUCAUUGAGAAGAACGAGAGCGGCUGGUGGUUUGUGAGCACCUCUGAGGAGCAGGGCUGGGUCCCUGCCACCUACCUGGAGGCCCAGAAUGGUACUCGGGAUGACUCGGACAUCAACACCUCCAAGAGUGGGGAAGUGUCCAAGAGACGCAAGGCCCAUCUGCGGCGCCUGGAUCGCCGGUGGACCCUGGGCGGGGUGGUCAACAAGCAGCACAGCCGAGAGGAAAAGUACAUCACUGUGCAGCCUUACACCAGCCAGAGCAAGGAUGAGAUUGGCUUUGAGAAGGGAGUCACUGUGGAGGUGAUCCGGAAGAAUUUGGAGGGCUGGUGGUACAUCAGAUACUUGGGCAAAGAGGGCUGGGCGCCAGCAUCCUAUUUGAAGAAAGCCAAGGAUGACCUGCCAAUGCGGAAGAAGAAUCUGGCAGGCCCAGUGGAGAUCAUUGGGAACAUCAUGGAGAUCAGUAACCUGCUGAACAAGAAGGCAUCCGGAGACAAGGAGACUCCACCAGCUGAAGGCGAGGGCCCCGAGGCCCCCAUCACCAAGAAAGAGAUCAGCCUGCCCAUCCUCUGCAACGCCUCCAACGGCAAUGCCCUGGGGGUCCCCGAGAGGACCGUGUCCAAGCUGGCCCAGGGUUCUCCAGCUGUGGCCAGGAUUGCCCCUCAGAGGGCCCAGAUCAGCUCCCCAAACCUAAGGACAAGGCCUCCACCUCGCAGAGAAUCCAGUCUGGGGUUCCAGCUGCCGAAGCCGCCAGAGCCCCCUUCCGUUGAGGUGGAGUACUACACCAUUGCCGAAUUCCAGUCAUGCAUUUCUGAUGGAAUCAGCUUUCGCGGAGGACAGAAAGCAGAGGUCAUCGAUAAGAACUCUGGUGGCUGGUGGUACGUGCAGAUCGGUGAGAAGGAGGGCUGGGCCCCUGCAUCAUACAUUGAUAAGCGCAAGAAGCCUAACCUGAGCCGUCGUACAAGCACGCUGACCAGACCCAAGGUCCCCCCGCCAGCGCCCCCCAGCAAGCCCAGGGAGGCCGAGGAGGGCCCAGCCGGUGCCAGCGAGAGCCGGGACUCCCCACUGAAACUCAGGUACGAGGAGCCCGAGUACGACAUCCCUGCCUUUGGCUUUGACUCAGAGCCGGAGCCAAGUGAGGAGCCCACGGAGGAGAGCGGCGCAGGGGAUAAGCAGCCCGCGCAGCCCCACAGGCCCUCGCCUGUCUCCUCGCUGCAGCGGGCCCACUUCAGGGUUGGGGGGUCUUCGGAGGAUGUGGCUCUGGAAGAGGAAACCAUCUACGAGAACGAGGGUUUCCGGCCAUGUGCAGAGGACACUUUGUCAGCAAGAUGCUCCUCCCGGGACAGUGACUCCCCAGGGGGCUCCCCACUGUCCCUUGCCAGGAAAAACUCCCCCAAAUCAGGCUCCCCUAAAUCGUCAUCACUCCUGAAGCUCAAGGUAGAGAAGAAUGCCCAGGCAGAAUUAGGGAAGAACCACUCCUCGUCCUCCUUUUCCUCAUCCAUCACCAUCAACACCACCUGCUCCUCCUCCUCCUCCUCCUCCUCCUCCUCCUUGUCCAAGAACAGUGGCGACCUGAAGCCUCGUUCUGCCUCGGACGCAGGCAUCCGUGGCACUCCCAAGGUGGGGGCAAAGAAGGAUGCUGAGCUGAAGGCUGGCCUGACUUCCUGUGCCCGGGCCAAGCCAUCAGUCCGACCCAAGCCAUUCCUGAACCGAACAGAGUCCCAAAGUCAAGAGAAGAUGGACAUUAGCACUUUACGGCGCCAGCUGAGACCCACAGGCCAGCUCCGGGGUGGCCUCACAGGCUCAAAGAGCGAGGAUUCAGAGCUGCCCCCCAAGACAGCCUUUGAAGGUCCCAAUGAGGGGUCCAGGAGAGGCUCGGCUGACCUCAUCACCCUCCCAGCUACCACAUCCCCUUGUCCCAUCAAAAAGGGACUGGAAGGGCAGGCCACCAACUACAGGACAUGCAGUGCCUACCAGAAGGUCCAGGACUCAGAGAUCAGCUUCCCCGCAGGCGUGGAGGUACAGGUGCUAGAGAAGCUGGAAAGUGGCUGGUGGUACGUGAGGUUUGGGGAGCUAGAGGGCUGGGCCCCUUCCCACUACUUGGUGCUUGGCGAGAAUGAGCAACCUGACCCCUCUGGCCAAGAGCCAGACGCCAUAACCAGCAAGAGCAAGCAGCACGAGGGCAAGUCAGACAGCCUGGAGAAGAUCGAGAGGCGGGUCCAAGCUCUGAACACCGUCAACCAGAACAAGAGGGCCACACCCCCCAUCCCCUCCAAGCCUCCCGGGGGCUUCAGCAAGACCUCAGCUGCCGGGGCAGUGAAGAUGAGGAACGGUGUGCGGCAGGUGGCAGUGAGGCCCCAGUCAGUGUUCGCAUCCCCACCACCCAAGGACAGCAACCUGUCCUGUGCUCUGAGGAGGAAUGAGUCGCUCACGGCCACCGAUGGCCUCCGAGGUGUCCGCCGGAAUUCCUCCUUCAGCACUGCGCGCUCAGCUGCCGCCGAGCCCAAGGGCCGCCUGGCUGAAAGGGCCCCCAGCCAGGGCUCAGACACACCUCUGCUGCCCACCCAGCGCAAUGGCAUCCCCGUGUCCCCCGUGCGCCCCAAGCCCAUUGAGAAGUCCCAGUUCAUCCACAACAACCUCAAAGAUGUGUAUGUCUCAAUUGCGGACUAUGAGGGGGAUGAGGAGACAGCAGGCUUCCAGGAGGGAGUCUCCAUGGAAGUCCUGGAGAGGAACCCCAAUGGCUGGUGGUACUGCCAGAUCCUGGAUGGGGUGAAGCCCUUCAAAGGCUGGGUACCUUCUAACUACCUGGAGAAAAAGAACUAACAGGGCAGGGGUGGGCAGCCUUAGUGUGGAUGAGCUGUGAGAUGAAGACAGAAGGAAAAGGGAAAAUGGGAGGGGUGGGGGGACAACUUUAAACCCUGCAGAAUGUGUGACCUCAGAGAUGCUCCUCUCCAUGCUGGCCCUCCAAGCUGGAGGGUAGGGUCUGGUGGGGACCCACCCUGAGCAGGGAGGGGAAUGAGCAGGGGAGCCCUGGGCCUGCGACCAAAGCAAGAGAGCUGAGCCCCACAAGGGCACCUUGGUGACUUCACUGAUGGACUCCGUGCCAUUUGGGACAAGCCAUGUGGGAAGUCCCAAUUGUGCCUUGGCUGCAAAUCUGGAAAAGAUGUGGUCGUGGGGGCCUCCCAUGUCCUGCCCUUGUGUAGACCGGUUUCAGUUGCUGGCAUCUUGCCACCAAGGUAGCCUUUAUAUCACCCUAACCAGUAUUUGGGCACUGUGCUGGUUUCCCAGGGAUUGUGACUGCCCACCACAAGGGUGUGGUAGAAGACACUGCUGGCUCUGGGGCUUGGAGGCAUCUCCUGUGAGCUCAGCCUGUCCCUGGGCCAGGCCACUGUCAGUGUCAGUGAGCUGGAGAGAGAGCAGAUGCCCGGGGUCCAGGAAGGACUACCUUUCUUAGCUGUCACUGCCCCUGGCCUUGAGGAGCGAGCCUGCCCUGCCCAGGGCACCUGUGGAGACCACCAGCCCCAGGGGUUACAGCACGGGUGGGCGAGGCCCCAUUCUCCACAUUCUGCACUGGCUUUAUUUGGGAUAUUUCUCGGUGGCAGUUCUUUGCAUACUUUGGGAGAGGUUUAUUGACUUGGAUCUUCUGCGUCGGGCUUUGGGUUUUGGUCUUAUUUUAGGGGUUGUUUGGGAGCCUAAGGGCCGUCAGCCUCAUGAGGGACAGUGUGGGUGGUGGAUAAGGCUCUUCUGUCUCUGGGGAGGUUGUUGGUUUUGUUUAUGUCCAACAUGCUUCCCCUCCACAAGUCAAAGUCGUUUCAUUUGGUUUCCACUGUGUGGACAGUACCUGAGCAUGGCGCUUGCUGGAGGGAUUGGAGGCUGGAGAAGCCCCAGGUCCCAGGCAUGGCAAAGCAGAGAGACUGCUCUUCUGGUUCUUACCCUACCUCGGUGGGGCGGACCCUCCCCAGGAGGGAGGAGGGCACUGUUCAGGAAACAAGGCAGUUUGCAGGCUGCUGGGUGAGCGUCAUUCUGCAAACAUUCUCCCACUGGGCAGGACCAAAGCCUUACACGUGAACUGGGGAGAAGCAGCCAUUGCCCCCCCCAAGGGCUGAGGGGACUCCAGCUGAUCAAACACCACCGCCACCCCACCGGCCUGCAAACAAUACCACAGUUGCCCGAGAAAAUGGAGGAUCCCCAGGCCGGGAGGCGAUCUGGUUUUCCUGAGGGGCAGUGCCCCUGUGAAGAGAGAAGGGAGAGAAUAAAGUCUCUGUCAAUGUUGGGUUGUGUCCUUCGAUCGUUGAUGUUUCAAAGGGGACCCUCCAGAAGCCGAAGCAGCUUCCCCAAGGACUCACUCUUUGCUGGGAGUGGAUCUCCACACGUGCCUUUGCUUUUGGACAGAGCGGGCUUCACAGCCACCGAUUCAGCUGCCAGAAUCCUGGACUAAGGGUUAUUUUCUACGAAUGAGGAAAGGCCCCCCCCAUCCACCCCUGUUCCCCACCCAGGCAGGAUAUGCUGCCUGAUGAUCAGCACGGGACCCAGCGUCUCUAGCUGUUGAUACCCACCUGCCCCCCAGAUCCCUGGGGCCUUGCCUGGGGAUUCCCCUGAGCCCGCCUCCCCCGCCAUACACUGAUGUCUGGCAGCUAUAGCCAACUGCUCAUGUUCUUUGUUGAAGGGCCAUGGUAAGAUUUCGUUUCCUUUUUUGUGAGUUUGUUAAAACUGAAAUUAGUUAUUUUCUGCUGGACAGUAUUAAAUAGAGCAGGAUGUUGAGUUAAUCUGCUAGAUUGCAGUACUAAUGGUAGUGGUUUAGUAUCUUCAUAUUAAUAUUAUUUGGACUUAUUUGAACAAUAAUGAUAAAGAAGUGGUUCAUUAUUUUUUAAUUAAUGCACUUUAAUAAGGUGGAAUGGAAAGAAACCCAGAGAGCAAAGUGCAUUACUUAAAGAUGCAGUAUAUACUUUUCUCAUUUUUAAACAGCACAUAUUUAUUGAAAGAAAAAAAAGUAAUUUAUGAUUAUUUAAAAUAAGAUUUAAAAGUAGAGUGACUGUCGGGUUAAAGGACCUUCCACGUAGCUAUCUUCCAAGGGGGAGGGCCCUACGGCCUCACUCCUCAAACAUCUGCACUGAGCCAGUUCAAUCAAUGACCUGCCAGCCAGGCCAGGAAAGGAGUGCAGGACGCACCUGUCAAGCACAGCAUCUCAGUUGGACUGGACCACAGUGCUCCCCAGAGCCUGCCUUUCCCUGCCCUUCCUCGCUGUCUGCACUGCCUGUGGGACUCUCUGCUCACAAGGACCACAUUCUUCCAACCCCCAAGGACCCUAUCUCCUCAAUCCCCAGUGCUCUAAGAGAGAGUCAUGAGCCUGAAAGUCACUCCAUCCCAUCCCCUCCUGUUCCUGCAGCCCAAGGACAGGAAAUGACUUUCCCAAAAUCACACAGCUAGGACGGGACCGCCCCCCCUGCGGCAAUCCUUGCACUCCUUCCCGCCCCAUUAUAGUUUAUCAUGUGGUCAUCAUGUUUACACUGUGCCAUCCAGCCCUAAGGAUGGCCGGGGAGUUGCUCAGGCAUCCAAGAAAAGUGGAGAAAUGUUGCCACCUGGUGACAGCAUGUACAUUUGGGCAGGGACCAGGGAUUGCUAGGCCCCGUCUCCACCCCUCACCCCUCACCAUCACCCCCUAAUGUACAGCACAGCACAAACCCUGCAAACCCAAAGAGAAUAUUGAUACUUGAAGCAAGAAGGGUGCAUGCCAGUCCCUCUCAGACAUGGCCAGGGGAUGCCAGGCCUUGUGCCCCUGGACUCCUAGCCCUAGCCAGGGCAAGAGAGCCUUCCCUAAAGCUACUGAGCUGCUUUGCGAUGGAGGGUACUGCCUGCAGCGGGUGGAGAAGGGAGAGGCCUAUGGCUCAGACCCAUCUGGAGGAAAACCAGAUCGGACUAAAAAAGGAAAAAGAAAAAUGAAAUCUCAGCAGUGUCCAAACCUAGUUUUCCAUUAGUUGCGAUUGAAAAUGUGAAAUGACAUGUAUUGCUGUAUACUGCAACUUUAAUAUAAUGAGCCCUUCUGAGGUCAUUAUUGAGGUUUAUAUAAUGCCUGAAGAUGCAUCAUUUGGUGCUUUUUUCCUUUCAGUUUUAAGACUUUUUUCUUUUAAUUACAAGGGAAAAAAAUGUCUUCAUCUCUCCCACUGUGACAGCAGGCCUGGCUGGGCUCCCUGGCUUCACCAUGCUGUUCCCACUAAGCCAAGAGACCCUGGCGGCAGCAAGAGGGACCUGGAAGGGGCAGCCCUGAACAGCAAGUGUGCCAUCUGUGUGCCUCGCUGUGGCUGGGCCGUCUUGCCGGCCUUGUUUUCAUUUCCUCCCUCCCUGCUCUUCCGAGCCUGGCCCCAGAGGCCUCCCUUCUCCUACUCCUUAGCUCUCCAUCUUGACGAAGGCAUUAUAUAGAAUCGUUCUAAUCAGUUUCAGAUGUUAGAGCAGCAUAUUUUACUGGCAUUUAUAUCCAUCGCUUUCCUCAGCAAGGCAUGUUACUACUUUUAUCAUCUAAGGAAAAAGACAAGGGAAUUUUCGGUCAAGCAUUAUUUUCAUAUUACUAGUAUUUGCAGAGUAGGUGUAGAACUAUUUAAGUUUAGAACUCGAUUUGGUAGUUUAAGGGGGAAAAAAGAUAAAGUAACCCCUACUUUUCCUGUUUUUGUAUUUAACUAAUAUAUUAUUUCUUUAAGGUUACUCACUUCCCCUACUCCCUCCAAAUACUUUGCAUUCUCAACCGAAAAUGAAAACAAUCUGAGAGACAGGAAAAGUGCAAUAUUCAAGAGGGAUGCCAGCGCUUACUGGGACAGUGGCAGGAGAUCCAGUGGCCCAGUCUGUCGGUAGAGGGAGGCAGGCAGGAGGGGCUGCUGGGAGGAGUCCUAGCAGUGGAACAGUUGACCUCCUGGGUAUUGAUUUUUACCCCUCCUCCCCUCUCCCUCUUUCCUGGCAGAUGGCAGGGGUUCCCCACCACCAGAGGGCAGCCCCUUUUCUGUUGGGUGUCAUCCACCCAGAAAAAGGGAUUCAGGGAAGUGGCAUGGGGCUGCUGGCCUCCCAGGGCCCCAGCCCUCUGAGAGGAGCAAGGACAUCCAGGAAUCAUUCCUUGUUUUCAUGUUGUUUUCAGCCAGCUGCUCAGAAAGCCCUGUCCUAAAAGUCACCCAGCAGCCCUCUCUCACCCCAGUCUCCCGAUGUUUGGGCCAUGAUCCUUUUGAUGUAUGUUGAGUCUUUCUAAAACUACAUAACCUCAGUUCGGUUUAUGGGCAGGAACCCUAGGUAUAACCAAAUCCUUUUUGGGGAUGUGGGCGCCUUGAGCCCUACACACCCCAGUGAGACACGAGUUUCCACAAGCCUGCUCUGGGUCUCGUGCUGAGCCCGGGCCACCCAUUCAUCUCAAUGCCUUCAGCUGAGGAGUGAGCCCCGCCUCUGCUGAACAUCCCGGCAGUCCCCGGAGGGUCUCGGAGAAGCACCUGAGGCCCACUUAGGUCCCUGCUGACAGGACUUCCCACAACAGGUACCAAGCCGGCCUCCUAACUUGGUGCCGGUAGAGAAAGCAGCAGGAUGGGAAGUCUCAGGGUCCAAGCCCUUAGAGCUCUGCCCCUCAAGGCGACAGGGACGUCCUUGGUGGCUUGUCCCCUCCACCUCUAGUACUGUACACUUGCUGCUCCAACCCCUCUGUUUGAAUUUCUGUACAAAUAUGGAUCUACAAGCCCAGAGGGGGGCUGUGUCCCUGGUGGGGUGUCUCAGUAUAUACAUCUGUGUGUCCAGUCUGAGAAUCUCGAUGCAGAGCUCUCUGGAAAGAGAACCAACCACAUCACUAAAGAAUUAAGAUUCCCUCACUUUUUUGAGGGUCAUGUGUUCAGAAAGUGCUUUUCUGUGUGUGUGUGUGUGUGUGUGUGUGUGUGUGUGUGUGUGUGCGCGUGCGCGCGCACGCGUGCGCGAGUGUUGGUAAUUUCCCACUUGAACUAAAUAACACGGGGUUAGAGAAAAAAAAUACUGGGCAAGCUGUCUCCACGAACAAGUUCUUGGCAUUGGGCAGGCCCCAUGGGACUCACAGCUUCUGGCAGCAAGUGUGUGUGCUGUUCACACACAUAGUUCUGGCUGGAGAGUGCAAUGUGUUUUGUUCUUUUUUCUUUUUUCUUGUAAUUAUUAAGUAUUUAGUUGGAAAUUUCACACUGGCAUUAACAGAUCUAGCAGAAGCAGCCUAGGCCAUCGUCCCGGGGUCCAUACUGAAGAUGUGGAAAAGUGAGGCCACUGGAUGUGGAAGUGCUGAGGUUGCAGCAGCAGGUCACCGCCAGGCUGUGUUGUCUCCAGGCUGCCUCCCCCACUGUCCUGCAUGCCAUCACUGUGGAGGUCCCCAUGUAAUACACCACUGCUGCCCUCAGUCCUUGUGUUUUGAGUGUGGUUCAGGCUGCUCAGGGUGAGAACUUGCUCCUGGUGAGCUCAGCAGACCUGACUGUGGAAAGAUGAAUGUGCAUCAUGGGAAAUGUUCUAACCUUCCUGACCUUUUUGCCAAAAUCAUGAUCUCUGGGGCAGCUUCUGUGGUUAAGCUCUGAUGGGGUCAAUGACCUAUAACCUCGUUUCAGGAAAACAGCCCCACUGAUUUAGCUUCCCUCUUGUUUUGUCCUGUGCACCUGGGUCCCCAGGCCAGAAGUUGAGCAUGUUGGUGCAUACAGACUGGGUAAAGGGAUCUCCCUUCCAAGGCCUGAUCCCAGCCUGCCUAUGAGGUUGGGAUUACCAUGUGAUCCCCCUUCCCCAAUCCUGUAUUUUAAAUCUUGAGUUCGCACUUGACCUUGACAAUCAGCGCGCUCUCCCAUCCCAGUCCUAGAACUCAGUGGCCUUAGAGAAUGGGUCCCUGUGCUGAAGUCCAUUGUUUGCUUCCAGUUCAUCCUAGCUGAUGGGCUGGAGAUGAGAGGGAGGAACAAUUGUUUUAAAGCAAAAGAAUGGGUUGAGCACGUUGGAAGUGAGUGAGAGGCAUGUCAGCAAGCUAGUGUGUGCAUGUUGCGGUGGCUGGGGCUUAUAGCCCCUAGUCUGGGAUGGUGGCUUCCAGGAGAUGAUGUCUUCUAGGCAGAAAGGGAAAAGUGUGAGGAGUCUGAGAAAGGGUUUGGAGUCAGGUGGCUUGUCUUUAUUAGAAAGAAAGAAGUCAAUUCUGAGUGUUUUAGGAAGAAGAGAGCAGGUAGGGAGGGAAUUUAGUGAUUCAGUACCCAAGGGACCAGCCAGAGCAGGUUGGGAAAGCCCCAAGAUUUGGGCUGAUAGAAGUAGCUAGCCUGCAGAAACAGCUACUUGCUGAGCCACAAACUGGGUCCCUAGCAAGUUCUUAAUGGUCAUUGAUGCACUUAGUGGAAAGGAGAGGUCACCAACAACAGACCGAUCCUUGAGGUGGGAGGCUCUAGCGUCAGAACACUUACCCAUCUCCCAGGUUCCCAGCUGGUUUUGACCACCCCACCUUGUCCAAUCCAGAGCCAGCUUCUCAAAUUGCUUGAAUCAGAGACCAGUGACCAUUGAACGUCUGUACAAAUAUGGAUCUACAAGCCCAGAAUGGGACUAUGUCCUUGUGUGGGGGUAUCUCAGAGUUUAUAUAUCUAUGUGUCCAGUCUUGGAGAAUCUCGAUGUAGAGCUCUGUGGAAAGAGAACCAUCCACAUUACUAAAGAAUUAAGGACCCACCCACCCCAAAACUGGCACCUUGGGGUCCAGACAGCAUCAAGUAUAUAUGGGAGGAAGGCAAGCUCAUUUGUUCUGUUGUCACUAGUUGUUGCUGAGUAUCUUUGAUGAUACCUGUGGUUAUUCAUUUGCUGAGCUGCCUCGCUGGGCUGCCUUACAUGGGGCACAGUGCACACUCCCCUGUGGAUGUGCCCUUUCAUUCUUAAUGGCCUAUGACCAAGGCACACUGCUCUUAAGUUUAUUUCAAAGAAAGAAGGGUAAACAGAGCCACCGUUCUUGAAUCUGCAACUUGUUUUCUACAACAGGUUUUCUUUAAAUCCAGGACACAAGAUAGGAAAAGGGUUUUACUGCCAGUUACUGAGAGGUCUGCAGGAAGGUAACUUCUGCAUGAAGGAGAUGCGGCAAGUCCCCGAAGUUUGAGUUUGUAGACUGUGUGGUUGUGUGUCAACUGCCGGGUCUCUCUAGGGCUCCAGGACUUUGGGGGACUUCCUCUUGGUGUCUAACGCCUCCCAGCUCCUCAAGGGCUCAGGAGAAAGUAGUUCCCUCUUCUCCCGUCAGAAGAGAAAGGACAUUGAAUUCAGUGCAAUCAGUUUGAGUGCUAAAAAAUUUCCCAGAUCAAUGGUGGUGCUAAACUAUCCCCAUGUUUCUAAUAUUCUUAAUAGUGGCUUUUUUUUUUAAUUGUUCUCCUCACAAAAUGCAGUUUCCUUGGGAGAAGGGACCCAGCCCUUUGGCCUGCCACUUUCCAGGUGUCCUUUAUCAUUUUGACGGGACUCUUUGGUCUGCAGAAAAUACUCUGUCUUGGCAUGCUUCUAGACCAUAAGAUUUGAGUUGUUUUGUUUUGUAUUUUGGUUAUGUUUACAUGCAUCUUGUAUUUCCCUGAAAACUAAAUAAAGUUUUUGGCCUUUUUAA